AUGAAGCCUUUGCUGCAACGUGAGGGUGUUGUUUCGCACAACUGCCAUGUCAGAGAAGGGGAGGAGGUGGUCGGACCCCAGGAUGGUUUGCCAACUUGGCUUGUGGAGGUUGUGGUUUCCAGGCCAACGCCUCGUGAGGCCCUGGACUUUCUCAUGAAGCUGGAGGCCGAGAUCCAAGCCUUGGUGAAGUGGGGCCAGUGCGUGGCCUUGCUGAGCCUACAGAGUGACCAGGCUCGGACGUACAGAGAUUCGCAGAGCGGCUGUGUUGCAUCCGCAGACAACACUGCGGGUCUGCAUAACGGGUCAACGAAUUCAAAAGUGGCCAGCAUGCAUGAUGAUGUUUCAGCACCACCGGCGCUUCAUGUGGAAGCGGCGCAGCUUCCGAAACAAUACCCGCUUCAGCUUGGCUUGGCUUACUUGCUUCUCGUCGGCUAUUUGGUGCGAACGCUCUUUGUGAGUUUAUGCUUGCCGGCAUCUGUCGGCGUCAUACUGACGGGAUGGAGCUUUAGCUACUUCAUCCAGGAAGACAUUUUCGUCGGCAGAGACAUGCUUCAAGAGCUUGCCUUCUUCUUGGUUCUCUUGACCGCAGGCUUGGAGAUUUCCAUCCUUCAUCUCAAGCCUUACUUCUUCGUGCUGGCAUUGGUUCCCUGCACCGCGGAGUUGCUGGCCAUCGCCGCGUAUUCGGCCAUGGACCUGAUUGCCAAGUCGCAGGCGUGUCUGAAACGCCUGGCCGCAAGAGGACCUGUGAGUGCGCAGAGCGGCCCUGGAAUUGUGCUGGAAAGGCAUGGGGCCAAACUUCGGAGGCUGCACGGUGACAGGGAGGAGGAGGCGAUACUGAUAGGAGCAGCAUGCUCAGAAGUCUUCACAGGGCCUCGACUCGCAAAAGUGUUGCGGCCAGCCUUGGAUCAUCAAAAGACUGCUGUCGAGAACAUGGAGAUGGACAAGCCAUGGGAGCCUCUUGCAAUACAUACAAGUGCAGGCGUUCCACAUGCGCUCGCAGACUUCGUGGAAAGGUUAUCGCUUCACUUGCCCUGGCCUCCUGAAGGUGACUGGUUUCUGAAUUUGCAGCUCGAGGGGGCAACUGCUGUUUGGGCAGGGGUGGAAACUUUGGCCACCUUACGCUCACAUAACAUCGUUCCAGCUGCAAGCGGAUGUGGUGAAGUGUCCAAGGAUGACAAAUGUUACCUUGGAGUUGCCGAGCAUUCCUAUCAUGGUGCAAAGACGACGGCUCUUGGACAGCCUGCGCUACCACGCUGGAACAAAGCACCACGGACUGUGGGGCAAGUGCCGUACCCUCUGCCGCCAGCGGAUGCAGCGACAAGCCAGCAAGCCCAGAAAGCCUACCUAGAUCAGUUUGAAACCUUUCUGAUGGAGCACGAAGAAGUUGGCAUUUUGAUCUUUGAGCCGCAGUGGGGUUCCAGCUUGCUUGGCCGAACCUGGCCGGCUGCGCUGCUCCGGAACGUCAUCUCACUUUGUCACGCCUUGGGUAGAAGCGUUCUGUGUGACGAGAUUAUGUGCGGAUUAGGUCGCCACGGGCAAGGCGAAAGCCUGUUUCUGAGCUCUGCCUGGGAGCUGAAUCCAGAUGGUGUUACCUUCGGCAAAGCAAUUGCCUCUGGCACAUUUCCGCUGUCGGGGGUCGCCAUCCGUGGCGGUGCAAACACUUUGUUGGAGUCUGGCCAAAAAGUGGUUCAAGGCCAUACAUAUGCCGGAUCUUCAUCGCUUGCGUACUUGACUGCAGCUCAAGUUCUCAGAGAAGUGCCGGCAUGGCUCUGCAACGUGAAGAAGUUGGGUGAGCUCGUGAUCGAGAUUCUUGGCCCCUUGCAGGAUGAGAAAUUCUUCCAUCUACAUGGACAGGGACUGCUCUGGGGUGUAGAACUCCGCGGAGGGCGCGAUCUCAAGCGCCUCAAACAGCUUUGCGUACAGGAGGCUGUGUACAAUCUGGGCUUCACUUGGGCUGAAGGCUUGAACCUGGGGACCGUGCUGGUUGCCGUUGGUGACGGCUUGGUGAUACCGAAGAUGAAAGAGUUUAGUGUGUUGCACAAGCAGCAUCCAAUGCCCUACUUGAUGCUAUGCUGGGCUCCAGUGGAGGCCAGCUACGCGCUAACUUUAUUUGGUGUUUUCACUGCGGUCUCAGCUCCGGCUACGAUGCCAAGCCUCAAUAUCGUUUUGCUGCUUGCAUCGACGAUGAUACGAAUAGCAGCGACGGUCGUGGCGGGCGCAGCACUGGGCUAUGCAGCAUGGUUCCUCAUCGACAAAAGAAGGGAGGCGACACUAUUCGGGCACCAGGUCUUCACCAACCAACCUGUUGAAGCCUUCCUGAUGCUUCUGGCCGUAGCCCUCUGUGCCUACGGUCUCGGGAGCAACACGAAAGGCAGGCCGACGCUUCCGCUGUUCUUCGGCUGCGGCUCGCUCUUUCAGCCCGAGCUUAUGGUCAUCGCGGUGGACUUAGACCUUCUUCAGCGUUCGGGGGUACUGGGAGCAGCCAGUGUGCUCCAGUUGGGACAAUCCAAGCACUUGCAUGUGUAUGACGGUAGGGCAAACUCAAGCUUCGUAAGGCAAGUGUGUAGUCCCCGAACCGCUGGGUGGACUGCAACAAGUUGGCAUUUCCAUAGUGCACAAGAGUGA
Symbiodinium necroappetens is the source of this 2625-nucleotide messenger RNA. The record is from the annotation of a GenBank genome assembly. NCBI's taxonomy places the organism in Eukaryota, Dinophyceae, Suessiales, Symbiodiniaceae.